Molecule: messenger RNA, 1720 nt
Organism: Schistocerca nitens (vagrant locust)
Lineage: Eukaryota; Metazoa; Arthropoda; Insecta; Orthoptera; Acrididae
Exons: 3
Coding region: 16-1296 (426 amino acids)
Source: RefSeq, a predicted model, not a curated record
GAGUGCACCGUCAGCAUGAGCGCCACAUCAGCACUCUCUCGAGACGAAUGCCGCAAGAUCGUCAAGAAGCAGUUGCAGCGUGACGAUUUCGAACUGAUGUCAUUUACAAUGACUCCACUGAGCUCUCAGAUGAAGGGGCUCAUGGGCGAUCACCUGAAGCUGCGUGUAUCGGUAUUACUGGGAGAUAAGGAAAACCGAGACACCGAGAGCACCGAGCUACAGUUCUUCAUCAAGGCGGUGCCUGUAGAUGACGACUAUAGGAGGAAAUUCGCAGCGUCCGGUGUGACGUAUCAGAAGGAGGUACUGUUCUACAGCGAACUUCAGCGCGACGUGCAGAAACACCUGCGCUGCUCCGACCACGAGUCGUCUACGUACUUGGGCACCGUCCCCCAGUGUUACUACUUGCGGCCAGAUUUACUGGUGCUGGAGGACCUCGCGUUGGCGGGCUUUGGCGUGCUGGACUCCAAGGAACCGCUGGACUUAGAGCACUGCAAGUGCGUGCUGAAGGCGGUGGCUCGGUUCCACGCGGCCUCCCUCGUGUACGAGGUGCGCGAGGGACGGCGACUCGCUGACACCCACCCCCUGCUUCUGGAGGAGUCCUUCUACAGGAAGGAGCGGGGCUUCAGCCACUACGACGCACAGGCCGAAAGCCGCCGUGUUACACAUGUUCUACUGGACCUCAUACCUCGAUUCGCUCCAGGCACGGCUCACAAUGAGGAUCUACACCGUUUCGUUAACCCAGUCAUGGAAGAUGUCUACGAGCUACUGAAGCCAUCUGACAAGUACCGAAAAGUGCUGUGCCACAGAGAUUUGUGGUUAAACAACAUGCUGUUCGCGGAAGACGCCAAGGGCGAGCUGUCGGUGCGGUUGGUGGACUUCCAGACGCUGCACCUGGAACCUCCAGCACACGACGUCUUGCUCUUCCUCCAUCUGAACACGACGCGUGAGCUGCGGCAGACCCACGGGCGGAAGCUGCUGGAGCUGUACCACCAGUCACUGGCCGACGUGCUUCGUCAGCACGACCUCAACGUAGACUCCGUCCUUCCCCUGCACAUCUUCCUGCAGUCCUGCGACGACUCCAAGCCUGUGGCAGUUAUUAUCACCAUCUACAUUUUGCAAGCCCUCUUGCUGCCUCUACAACAGGAUGCUGACUUGGAGAGUUUCCUGUUGGACCGUACGCCUCUGGCGAAGGCCGCGUACGAGCGCGACGAACGCUACCGGUCGAGGAUGACGGAGGCCAUGGAGGAGCUGGUGGAGACCUGCCUCCUGCCCCGUCUACAGGAACACCAGCGGUGACCACCCAGCCGUACUGUUCUCUACCGCACUACAGAAGAAAUAUCUCAGACUCUACUUGCAUGAAUGCAAACAUAAUUUCUUACUUUCCGAUGUUUUUCAAAUAUUGUUUCUUGUAUUUGACUAACAUUUUACCCGCGGCUUCGCCCACGUACGCUCAUGUCACAUAUAUAUUCGACACACACAUAUCUGAAUCUGUGCUGUUUUACACCAUACGUUCCCAGCGAGUAUGUUAACUUCAUUUGUAGAAUUCAGCCGUGAGCCAUGAUCUUAGGUCCCGAAGUAUACAGACGAAAUCGUUGGUACGCUGCCAUGCUCACUCUCGCGACCUGGUUGACACGCUAGACAGCACGAGUAAGAGACAAAUAGCACAUCAUAGUUUUGAAGUAUUUCCAGUCAGCUUAAUAAAGGAAAAAAUAACAACUAA